Strongyloides ratti is the source of this 864-nucleotide messenger RNA. Its product is annotated as CAP domain-containing protein. The coding region runs from base 1 to 864 and encodes 287 amino acids. Lineage: Eukaryota; Metazoa; Nematoda; Chromadorea; Rhabditida; Strongyloididae. The record is from RefSeq and is a predicted model, not a curated record. The transcript has 2 exons.
AUGAAAAAUUUAUCAAAAUUUUUAUUACGUGUAUUAAUUUUAACUAUAUUAUCAAUAUCCUCAACUAUAUCUUUAUUAAUAGAUCCAGAAAAGAAUUUAGACCAUAAUAUUUUAAUCUAUUACACAGCUGAUUUAAAAAGGGUAUAUGUAUGCAACAAAUAUUUAUUCUAUAAUGAAGCAAAAGCUUUAGAAUAUCAAAAUUAUUUAUACUUGAAUUUUAAUAAAAAUACCAGCACUUAUAAACCACCAGGAGGAACUAAAAAUAAAAUUAAUAAGAUUAAAAAUAAAUAUAUGAUUGGAGAAAGAAGUUAUGGAUAUUUUGUUGCAAUUAAUCCUUUUAGUGAAAGAUUUAGAGAACGUGUAUGGGGUGAUUGUGGUGAAUGUUAUAGUAAAAUUAAUAUUUCAGAUUUUAGAAAUAGAGUAUUGGAAGAACUAAACAUGUAUAGAAAAAUACAUGGUGUACCUUCUGUUUCAUAUGAUUCAAAAUAUAAUGAAUUGGCUAAAAGUGAGGCAGAAAAUUUUUUAAAGACUCAUAACAGUUUUAUUUGUAUUAGAAGAACUGAAUAUAGUUGCAUUUAUUUGGAACUAUCAAAUUUUGAUGCUCAUUCUAUGAUCACAUCUUUAUAUGUAAAAUUAAUGACUUAUUAUAAUUGGAAAAAAAAUUCUUAUACACCAAACUUAGUUAAUGGAGUACAACUAAUUUGGAAAAAAGCAAAAUAUAUUGGACUUGAUUUUGCAAUAGAAGGUUCCUUUGUUACUACAUUUUUAAUAUUUUCAUCUAAAGUUACAGAUGAUAAAAAUUACAAGAAAAACGUUUUUCCAGUUAAGUCAACAUAUAUUAAGAAGUAUGGUACUUUACCAUAA